Messenger RNA from Aphanomyces astaci, 6992 nucleotides. RefSeq lists its product as hypothetical. The record is from RefSeq and is a predicted model, not a curated record. Gene Ontology annotation, molecular function: microtubule binding. NCBI's taxonomy places the organism in Eukaryota, Oomycota, Saprolegniomycetes, Saprolegniales, Verrucalvaceae. The transcript has 20 exons. The coding region runs from base 34 to 6936 and encodes 2300 amino acids.
CACUCAACACGCGAGUCCUGACACGAGGUGGCCAUGGGGAAUGUCAUCGGGAUCAGUCCCAGCGACAACCAGGAAGCCCAUCGAGCGGCGUUGAUCGAUGAGAUCGUUCCGUUCGACAACCUUAGCAUCCACGAAGUCGAAGUGUUCUGGCGAAACUUCUUCGAUCACGCGUCGGGGUUUGCCAUGUCCAAGCCAGAGUUCACCACCAUGUGCAUUAGCGUCGCCUGCCAGCUCAACAAAUCGCCCAACCAAAUGGCGCAUGAUGCUGGGGUUCUAUUCGAUGAGCUGACUCGGGAAUCUGACGCCAAGCUGCUGGACGCGCUCGAGUUCCUCGCGAGUAUUGUGUUCAUCUGCACUGCGCCACUGGACGACAAGAUUGACCUCGUGUACGACAGCUGGGAUAUGUCUGAAGACAAUGGCUUGCAAAUCGACGAAGUGGUCAUUUCGUUGAAAUCCACAUUGCUCGGGCUCGCGAAAAUUAUUGUCAUCGACGACAAGCACAAGACCAUGGACAUGCUGGAUGACGAGCCCAUCAAACGACUGGCCGAGAUGGCCUUCCGAGACAUGCUGCAUGUAUCCCCGUCGACCCCCAUCUGCAGCGACGACACCAUUUCAUGCGACGUCUUUCACGCGUACUGUCUCUCCAAUGCCGACGUAAAGGACCUAUUUGUGUGGUUUGAUGCUGUCGAACAAGACAGCAAGCACAAUGGCCUUGAUCCGUUUGACAUUCCCAACCGGUCGCUCAAACAAGUGCUGCAGAUGGACCCGGACUCCGCCGUCGAGAAGGACUUGACGCGGCUGACAACAGCCGACCACGGCGACGAAUUCUUGGCUGUCAAGCCGUGGGAAGGCGCAAUUGUCGCACCCUCCAAAGUACCGCCGUUAGACGCGAGUGCGCCCGUACUAAGUCUGUCGCUGCACUGGAUAUACGGCUACCACGCCCAAGACGCCUACGCCCGCAACAAUGUGCGGUACUCCAACGCUGGGGAGAUUGUGUACACAGCAGCUAGUGUCGGCGUCGUCCUGAACGCCGGUGCGAAGACCCAGCGACACCUCCUGGCUCACACAGACGACGUCUUAAGCAUCGCGAUGCAUCCGUCCAAGGGCAUUGCUGCCACGGGCGAGACGGGCAAAACGCCCAAGUUGAUUGUGUGGGACAUAGCCGCGGUCAAGCCCUUGGUGACGCUGCGGGGGUACCACUCGCGUGGGAUCAUCCAGCUGGCAUUUUCGACGAUCGGCAACGAACUGGCGUCCGUGGGGGCGGACGACAACCACAGCAUUGGCGUGUACACGACUCGAGAUAUGUGGCACACGGCUGAGCUCACGUGGUUUGCCAAGGGCAACAAGGCAGUUCCCUUGCACGUGGUGUGGCACCCCACCGACGCCAUGCACUUUUGCAUCCUCGGGGUCAAGUACAUUGAAUUUUGGGAAAAAGAAAAGUGCAAUAAGGGAAUCUUUGGUAAAAAGGGCAAACUGCAGCCGUUGCUCUGUGGCGCCUGGGUCACCCUUGGCACCGACAUGACCCUUGUCGUUGGAACGAGCGACGGGGCGCUGUACUUGUUUCAACGCCCCGACCUCCGCUCGAUCGUCGAGAACGCGCAUGCUGCGGCUGUACAAACCAUGUACGCGCAAGACAAGACACUGAUCACGGGCGGCAAGGAGGGCCUUGUCAAGCUAUGGGUGGCGGAAAAGACGGGGCUUACCUGCCUAAGCACGUUCGACUGCAACGUGUUGCUGCACACAACCGGCGUGGUGGUCCAAAGCGUUUGUCUGUCGUCCGACGGGUCGAUGGUUCUGCUCGGCACCCAGUCGUCGGAAAUAUACGAGCUGAACGUCAAGGGAAACACAAUGUCGGCGGCGCUCAUGUGCGGACACUCGGUGGACGAAUUGUGGGGCCUGGCAACUCACCCGACAAAGCAAGAGGCGGCGACGGUCGGGGACGACCGGUGGUUGCGCGUAUGGGACCUCGUCACCAGGACUGUCCUGCGCAGCGUCCGGCUCGAGUGCAUGGCGCGCGCGGUGGCAUACUCACCGGACGGGAAGCUCCUCGCCGUGGGGCUUGGGGGCCAAGUGCCCGGCAAGGACAAAGCCAACAAGCACCCCAAGUGCGGCGGCGUGGUCGUGCUCGUCGAGUCGGACUUGUCCAAGGUGUACGAGCGCAACGACACCAAAAAGUGGAUUGCUGACGUCAAAUUCAGCCCCACUGGCCGCACGCUCGCGAUCGCCAGCCACGACUCGAGCGUUGUCUUGUACGACCUGACCAAGCAAUGCGCCAAGAAACACGCGUUCAAAAAGCACAGCAGCUUCGUGUCGCACGUGGAUUUCUCUGCCGAUGGGUCCUUCCUGCAGAGCAUUUCUGGGGCGUACGAACUGCUGUACUGCGACGUCAAAUCUGGCAAACAAGUGACCAGCGCGUCGGCGUUCAAGGACGAGCAGUGGGCCACGUGGACGUGCAUCUUGGGGUGGCCAGUACAGGGCAUGUGGCAGCCAGAGGCCGACGGGUCCGACAUUAACGCCGUCGACCGGUCGCACUCGGGGUCGUUGCUCGCCACCGCCGACGACUUUGGCAAGGUCAAGGUGUUUCGGUACCCGUGUGUGCACAAACACGCUGGGUUUGUGGAUUUCCUCGGCCACUCGUCGCAUGUGACCAACGUCCGGUGGUCUGCCGGUGACCGGUUUCUCCUGUCCACGGGUGGACAAGACCGGUGUUUGUUUCAGUGGCGACACGACUCGGCCGUCAAGCAGCCCACGUCUCCUCUCCAACACUCGUCAAACACCACCAACCACCACCACGUGUCACAUGAACUGUCCACUGAUGACGACGACGACGUGGAAUUCCAAGUCGCCGGGGAUGAAUUCAUGGCUGUUAAGCCGUGGGUUGGCGCCAUCGUCCCGCCAUCCGUCUUGCCCAUGGUAGACAACGCCCAACCUCCUGCCACGACCUUGGCGUUGCAACACGUCCACGGGUAUCAAGGCCAGAACGCACUCAACAAUGUGCGGUACAUGGAAGCGAAUCGGAUAGUGUAUCAUGCCGCAGCGCUGGGGAUCGUGUUUGACGCUAGCAACAACUCGCAACAGUUUUUCCAAGAGCACGACGAUGACAUUGUCGGGCUCGCUUUGCAUCCAAAUCGAAAGACGGUGGCCACAGGACAAAUGGGCAAAGUGCCCAAGAUCCACGUGUGGGAGCUCGGGUCGAGGGGGAAAUACGUGAGCUUGGCGUGCCUCCAAGGUUUCCACAAGCGCGCAGUUCCUGUCCUUAGCUUUUCCACGGACGGCACGACGUUGGCGUCGAUGGGAAACGACGAUGACCACAGCAUUGCCAUUUACAAAUGGAAGGAAGGCGUGCUGGUAGCGUCCUCCAAGGGCGUUCGAAACACGUUGAUGCAUUUGACCCAUUAUGCCGCGACGAAUGAAUGGAUCUCGUUGGGGGACAAGACCAUUACAUUUUGGGCCGAACAAGGUCGGAACCUCAAUGGGAAGAAGGCCAUUUUGGGUAAAAAUACUCCGACCCAGGUAUUUUACUGCGCGAUUGCCGUGCCCACAACUGGCAAACCGUCGUCCAAGCUGAUUGUGGGGGCCCACGACGGGUCGCUGUACGUUCUGGACGACAAAAACGUGUCCAGAGUGCUCAAAGCUCACACCGGCCCAGCGUACGCCCUGUUUGCCUCUCCCACCAAGGCCGAAUGGAUCAGUGGCGGAAAAGACGGCAAAGUGAUCGUAUGGGAUGCCAAUCUAAGUGCAUUGCACAGCUUUGACAUUGCCAUCCCGUUGACCAAACUGUUCAACUUAUUACCCCCGGACGCGUCCAAGAAAGGAGGCGCUGCCACGUCAUCGUCGUUGUUUGGCGUGCGCAGCGUGUGCUUCAACUCGGAGCACACGCGGAUUCUGCUGGGAACGUCUGGCAGCGAUGUCGUGCAAUUCGAUCGCAUGGGAACCAAAGCCACCGUUGUCACGCAGGGCCAUUGCCAGGACGAGCUAUGGGGGCUGGCAGUGCACCCUGCCAAGCCCGAGUAUUGCACCGUGGGCGACGACAAGACGCUUCGGGUGUGGAGCACGGAGCAUCGGCUUCAGCUGCGGGUCAAAUCGUUGGAAUGUGUCGCCCGGGCGUGUGCGUAUUCGAACGCUGCGCCGUUUUGCAUCGCGGUGGGAUUCGGUGGUCGCAUCGGCAAGAGGAAGAAGCAUGUGAAGGAGGGGGGCGUGGUGGUAUUUUCAGCGGAUUCGCUGGAGAUUGUGUUUGAAGACAAGCCGUCCAAGGAGUGGAUCUCUGAGAUAAAGUUUUCCCCCAACAAUGCGACGCUGGCAGUGGGCAGCCACGACAAUGCCAUCUACUUGUACGCCAUCCGCGACAAUCGCUUCACCAAAGUGACCAAAGUAUUUCGAGGCCACAACAGCUAUAUCACACACUUGGACUUUUCCACCGACGGCAAGUACCUCCAGAGCAACUGCGGCGCGUACGAGCUCCUGUUUUCCGACGCCAAUACCGGCAAACAAGUCACGUCUGCGCGGAGCCUUCGCGACGUGCAGUGGCACACGUGGACGUGUGCGUUGGGUUGGCCGGUCCAGGGUAUCUGGCCCGCGUGCGCCGACGGCACAGACAUCAACGCCGUCCACCGGUGUCAUUCGGGGGAGUUGGUGGCUACGGGGGACGACUUUGGCCAGGUCAAGCUGUUCCGGUACCCCGCCGUCGCCAAACACAGUGUCUCAUAUUCGUACGCUGGGCACUCGUCUCAUGUGACAAACGUCCGGUGGCUCGGAAAUGAUACACACGUGAUCACCACUGGCGGACUGGAUCGAACGAUCAUGCAGUGGAAACAUGUUCAGGUCGAGGGUCAGGCAGAUGACAAUAGGAACGACAAAACUCCAUUGGUCUCCCCGUCCAAACCAGUAUUAGCGACUCGAGACGAGGACCCUGACGAGGACGACGACGAUGGCAAGCCAUCGACCUAUCAUCAUGCUGGGACCAAGAAGGACACUUUAGAAACUGUCAUGUUUGGCGCGGACGCGGGGGAUGAGUUUAUGGCAGUCAAGCCGUGGAUAGGGGCGAUCGCAGCGCCGAGUAACCCGCCCAAAGAGAACCCCCGCGAACCAGAGCUCACCAUGCGACUGGAAUGGGUGUUUGGCUACCAAACGGAACUGUCCCGCAACAACUUGCGAUACAACGCCGACGGUCAGAUUGUGUACCAUGCAGCGGCCGUGGGCAUUGUAUAUGACCGAGACACCAACACCCAAAAGCAUCAUGUAGGCCACUCGGAUGACAUUUUGUGCAUGGCCAUGUCUCCGUCGGGGCGGUUUGUAGCAACGGGGGAGCGCGGGAAGAAACCAUCGAUUCGCGUGUGGGAUGCCAAGUCUGGCGCGACGUUGUGCGUGCUCACGGGGUUCCAUGCCCGAGGGGUAGUGAGUGUGACGUUCAGCCACGACGAAAAGACCAUCGCGAGCGUUGGCGACGACGACGACCACAGCUUGGCGAUAUGGGAAGACAAGGGCGGGGCGUGGAGCAAUGGGCGGCUCGUGACAACAUCGAAAGGCGAUAAGAACGUCAACUUGUUUGCGAUUGCAUUGCCUCGGCAGGCAUUCGUCACGGGCGGCGUCAAGCACAUUCUGUUUUGGACGUUGCAGGGGAAAACCGUGUCGCAUGUGAAAGGUCAAUUUGGCAAACUUGCGACGCAGCAACCGCUGCUGUGCGCGUGCAGCUUUUACGACCAGACGACGCUCACUGGGGCCGACAACGGGGACUUGUACCAUUGGACGGGCCACACUGUGACAAAGAGCGUCAAGGCGCACGACGGGUCGCUCUCGGCGCUCUUCUCGGUGCUCCAGCCCGACAAAUCGUACACGGUCGUUUCGGGUGGAAAGGACGGCAAAGUGUGUGUGUGGAACCAGUCGCUGCAGCAAACGAGUUCGUUUUCCAUCGACGCGAGUGGGAACUUGAGCAGCGUUCGGGCGAAAACCAUCAAAAGCGUGGCGUUGGACUCGACGUUCAAGAAAAUUCUCGUGGGGACACUCAGCAGCGACGCAUUCGAGGUCGAAGUGGGCACGGGGGCGCUUCUCAAAACCGUCGCGGGGGGGCACUUUAUGGGGGAGACGUGGGGGCUGGCCGUGCACCCGUUGGACCCGACGGCGUUUGUCACUGUCGGCGAUGACAAGAUCGCCCGCAUGUACGACCGCCAAGCCAAGACGUCCGUAGUGCUGAUGGAACUGGAGGACAUGGCGCGUGCGAUUGCAUUUUCGCCCCAUGGAACGAUGCUCGCCAUUGGAUACGGGGGCGACGUGGGGCGAGGCAAGAAAAAAGGCGGUAAAGUCGGGGCCAUCGGGUUUUACGAACAUCCGUCGACGACGAUCGUGUUUGAAGACCAUCCGUCCAAAGCUGCAAUCAGUGACGUCAAGUUUAACGCGUCGGGGACGAUGGCGGCGUUCGGCUCCCACGACUCGAAGAUCUAUCUCUAUGCAAUUGACGCCGCCUCUGGAGGGAUUCACAAACACAAGGUAUUUGAUGCACACAAGAGUUCCAUCACACACGUAGACUUUUCACGCGAUGGCAAGUACUUGCAGUCCAAUUGCAGCGGGUACGAGCUGCUCUUUUGCGACACUACGACCGGCAAGCAAAUGAAGUCGGCGCGCGCGCUCAAGGACGUGGUGUGGGACACAUGGACGUGUGUCCUGGGGUGGCCAGUGCAGGGCAUUUGGCCCGAGUUUGCCGAUGGCACGGACGUAAAUGCCACGUGCGCGUCCACGUCACGCACGUUUGUGGCCACGGGCGACGACAGUUCAAACGUCAAAGUGUUUCGAUAUCCAUGCUUGACCAAAGGCGCCAAGUGGAUUGCAGGACAAGGGCACUGCUCCCAUGUGACAAACGUACGGUUCACGCAGGACGACAAGUACAUUGUGUCCACUGGGGGAAACGACCGAACGACUAUGAUGUGGCGAUUGUCCGAUUGAGUAAUUCGAAGAUAGUUUGGCGAAUAAAAUAUUAGUAUGCCUGGAGCACUUUGCCG